Diabrotica virgifera virgifera (western corn rootworm) is the source of this 14063-nucleotide messenger RNA. It is a transcript of the gene orb, whose product is annotated as cytoplasmic polyadenylation element-binding protein 1. The record is from RefSeq and is a predicted model, not a curated record. Gene Ontology annotation, cellular component: synapse; cytoplasm; neuron projection. The transcript is spliced from 11 exons. Gene Ontology annotation, biological process: negative regulation of cytoplasmic translation. The coding region runs from base 175 to 1956 and encodes 593 amino acids. Gene Ontology annotation, molecular function: translation factor activity, RNA binding; ribosome binding; mRNA regulatory element binding translation repressor activity. NCBI's taxonomy places the organism in Eukaryota, Metazoa, Arthropoda, Insecta, Coleoptera, Chrysomelidae.
CGGCUCCUCCCCACUUCGUCGAGAAAUCUUAAAACUUCUUUAGCCGUUUCCUUAUUUUGUGUAGAAUUCCGUGCUAAAUUGUAAUGUGAUUGUGUUGUGCAGAUUUUUAUUUAAACUGAAUCAAUUUUUUAUAUAUGGACUCUAUUGAUCUGUUUCUAGUUUUAAGUUAUCGCCAUGCCUGCAUUACAAAAGAUGUACAGCCCAUUGCUGCGUAGUGAUUGCCCUAACGCUUCUAAUCAUGGAUAUGCAGAUAUUCUUCAAAAACGGUCUAUAAAUUCCUUGCUGGACCAACCAGAAAUAUUAACAGAAAAUAAAGGUGAUACUAUGCCGUCGAUUUCUGAUUUACUGGGACUGAAUUCUCCACGCGGAUUACUGAAUUUCGCCAACAAUAACUCCACCGAAAUAUGUUCCUGUUCGUCACCUGGUACAACAAAUUUUUCGCUGGAAGUAGAUGAAAAUAAAUUUCAACCAAAUCCAAUGAAUUACGCAGCUGUUACAUCUACUCCUAAGACGUAUCAAAGAAAUAUGCCAUUUGCAAGUUCAGGUAUUACACCUUGUACUCCUCCUGCAAGUUAUAUAGCUGCUAGAACAUUAAGAAGUACAUCUCUAAGUGACAGUUGUGGCAGCAACAGUCCCACAGUUUUGGAGCAUCUGAAUUACUCUCGAAGUAAUUCACCUGAGUCUGAUUUAAGUGGAUUAUCCAGUCCUGAAGCAGCUUUUAAUUUGAGUGGAAUAUCAAGUCCUGAUGCAUCUUUUAAUGAACUUUUCAAUUCUUUAAAUAUCAAUGAUACUCUAUCGAGAAAUUUGUUUUGCAAUGGAUCCAACGAAUUGGACAUUACCAAUCUUCAACAGUUACAAGCGAUACAAACACUUAAGUAUCUGCAGCAGCCCACUAAUCCUGCUUUUCUCAAUUCGGUGUUGCCUCCUGCGUGUUCGCACAAUAAUAUGCAGCAAAUUAUGGAUAAGUGGAAUAAUGCUCCCUCUUCGUUAUUAAACUUGUUACCAGAAAAUUUACAACUUGAUAGAGCAGCUAGAUUCCACCGUUCUUCCGCAUCCUUAUAUGAUGCUACCUGUACAUGGAGCGGUAUUCUGCCGCCCCGUUCCAACGUCAAACCAAUCGGCUACUCGAGCAAGGUAUUUCUCGGAGGAGUACCUUGGGACAUUACGGAGCAAAUGCUGAUCCAAACGUUUAAACCUUUCGGUCCGAUUCGAGUGGAAUGGCCCGGCAAAGAUAAAGCCGCUUCUCAACCAAAGGGAUACGUAUACAUUAUCUUCGAAUCCGAGAAAAACGUCAAAACUUUACUGCAAGCCUGCACCAGCGAUUAUACUAAUGGUGGUAAUUGGUAUUACUCUAUAAGUUCGAAGCGAAUGAAGGCAAAAGAGGUUCAAGUGAUUCCGUGGAUCAUCAAUGAUUCUAAUCACACUAAAUCCACGUCUCAGAAGUUAGAUCCAAGUAAGACUGUAUUUGUGGGAGCGUUACACGGAAUGCUCAAUGCCGAAGGUUUGGCUAAGAUUAUGAACGAUUUAUUCGAUGGAGUAGUGUAUGCAGGAAUUGAUACUGAUAAGUACAAAUACCCCAUUGGAUCUGGGCGUGUGACCUUCAAUAACCAAAUAUCAUACACCAAAGCUGUUGCUGCAGCUUUUAUAGAAAUCAAAACGGCCAAAUUUACUAAAAAGGUUCAAGUGGAUCCUUACCUGGAAGACUCUCUCUGUUCCAUCUGCCAAGUCCAGCAGGGACCGUACUUCUGCAGAGACAUGAAUUGCUUCCGGUAUUUCUGCCGCACGUGCUGGCAAUGGCAGCACAACGGCGAGCUUCGCCACCACAAGCCUCUGAUGAGAAAUUCGAAAAACAACCAAGUAGUCGGACUCGGCACCUCAUCAUCAGGCAGCAUCACUCCGUCGACCCCGACCUCGCCAAGUAGUCCUAAUCUUUUCUCUUCCUUGCAAAGAGCUUAAAAAAUAUUGUUUCUGGUUCGUAUAAUAUUUACGCAGGGCGUAUAUUAUAUUUCUUGUUAUUGUUACUAAAAAUAGUUAUCUCAAUUCGUUGGUAUAUAUUAUUUAGAUUAAGGUAGGUAAUUUUUAGGGGCGUUUACUUACGUUGUUUUGGUAGCAACAAAAAGGUUCGAGAUUGUUUCGAUAGGUGUUGCACCAUUUUUGACUUGUAUUGAGACUUCGGUCGUCUUCUAAACUAAUUCUAAUUUAAAGUUAAAGAAUACAUUGUCCAGAAUACCUACGAUCCGGUGAAGAUAGCUACAAAUGAUGGAAUGACAUGAUGAAAUAUUUGGUAUUUGGCAGUGUUGCCAUGUCCUUGUUGCGGAUUAUUGCCAUGUAGAAGUAGAUGUAAAUAUUGGAGAAUAAAUCAUUCACCCUCACUAACAACACAGGUAACUAUUAAAACCACGAAUUAUACAAAAAUAAUAAUCAUAAAAUUGAUAUCUGCUGAACAACUGUGGCAAUCUGGCAACUGCAACUUUAAGGUUUCUGACUAUGUUGCCAAAUAUAUCCGCUAAUCUACCAAAUUCUGCAUGUUCUAAUAAUUAACUGCAAUUAAUAUCAAAACACACAAAAAUAUAUUCGUUCGUGUUUUAUAUAAAUUAAAAAAUAGCAGAAUCCAUAAAAUAAUAUAAUAAAAAUGUCUUUUUUCAAAGCUUUCUCCCUGUAUUAUUGAAGCAUAAAACAUAAUACAUUAUAAAGACAUGGCAACACUGCUAAACGCAAAAUUUUUUGUUCUGUGGUCAGUACGUGUACCUAUCUUCACCGUAACGGAUUCCGGACGAUGUCACAAGCUUCAUAUUUGAAACCAUUUUAAAACUUUCCGUCCAAUGGAACAUUAAACACCGUAUUUUAAAACUUUAAUCAUUAAAAAAAUAAAAUAGAGGCAUUUUUUGCCAUCACCUUAAUAAAUUAAUUAUUUUAAAACUUUAAAAUAUUAUUCCCCAUUUAAAUCAAAUUUAAGUGUAUUUUUCUGAUUUGUACAAUUUUAUUUAUAUUAAUAGAACUCUACUAUAAGAGUUUUUUAGAAUAAUGCUUUAUAGUAUCAAGAUUCAACCAUUUUAAAUAGACUUGAGGAUAAAAAAAUGUUAAAUAAUUUAGUUUUUCUUCUUCCUCUGUUCUUUUCGUCCUCUGCAGCACUAUCUUUUUUCCCAGUCAUCUACUCUGAGGUCUCUAUCUAUCAUAGCAAUUUCCUAUGUAAGUUUUUCAUCUCAGAGCAGGUCUUCCCCUCCCGACUUCUUCCCGGCGGGUCCUAGUCGAAUGUUCUUUUCGCCCACCUAUGUUCUGACAUUCUGUAUACAUGCCCGUACCACUACAGAACUCUGUUUUACAACUUCUUUGUAAUUUAGUGUUUUACCUGUUCCAUAUUUCCUCUGUUCUUAUUCUCUUCUCUCUGGUGAUUUGAUUCAUCUUCUCAUAAACUCCAAUUCAACAAAAAUAAAUGUGAAAAAUUUCGAUGUGUAAUUUUCUGUUAAUUUGCAAACACAUUAAGUAUAUUAUUUACUUGAAAAUCAUCAAAAAUUGUUUACUCCUUCAAAAGAUUACUAUAAUUACAAUAUUAUCUAUUCACAUCCAAGGCAAAUCACCACUACUGCACCACUACACGUGAACAGAUAUUGAGAAACGCAAGAAAACAUAAACUUGCCUUCUUAGGUCCAGCGAGCACGGCGCAACUAGUUUAAAACUGCGGUCUGAAACCGAUUGCACUCGUAACUAGUUUGAAACUGGUUUCCAACUAGUUUUCGAUGGUUAUUCAUGUAUUUCGCACGCUUUCCUUGGCUGUUAAUGUUGCAAGUCGCGAUUCAUUAAGUAUUGAAGUAUGUUGACUGCUCUAGUUAUUAUUACCCCGGUGAACAAUAUUUAUAUAGUCUUUCCAUCUUAGUUUGCUGCCUAUACAUUUUUAAUACUACGGUUAACGUUUCAUUGGACAGGAAAAUAAUUCGUACUAUGUAAAUACUUAUAAUACAUAAAUACUGAUUUAAAACAAUUGCUUAGUCCAUACCAAAUAAAGCGAUAUUUGCUGUUUUUAAGAGGCAACAGUAGCGAUCAACAGGUAGCAACAAACGCAGUCCAAGAUUGCGGCUGUAAUUUUAAAUAUUUUGUCGACAUAUUUGGCACACAUAUUCGUAAUAUAAUAAAGAAUGGUGGUACAGAACCCAAUUUGAGAAAUAUGUUAGUAUGUGAAAAUAAAUUACUCUGUAACUAAAUAAAAUAUUGCAAAAAGGUGCCUGUACCGUCAUUAAUAAGAAUAAAAAAAUAAACUUUCUUCAAAUAAACUUUUUUAUCCCAUGCCUUGAUUUUGUUUCAUAUUGGACCUACUAAAAUUUUUUAUCUUUAACAAGAAGUCGAACAUAUUAUAACUAAAUAACUGAUUAGUCAACAUAGAGAAAGUGUCACAGUCAUUUUGACAAACCUGCGUCAGAUUUCUGUUCCGUUAUCUGCAUAGGGAUUACGAACACUCGAUACGAAUCGUAUUCGCCAUGUUUUACCGUAGCGCCGUAGAGUGUUCGUAAUCCCUAUGCCGAUAACAGAACAAAAAUCUGACGCAGGUUUGUCAAAUUUCUUGUUAGAGAUAAAAAAUUUUACUAGGUCCAAUAUGAUACAAAAUCUAGGCAUGGGAUAAAAAAGUUGAUUUGAAGAAAGUUAAUUUUUUGUUCUUCUUAAUGGCGGUACAGGCUCCUUUUUGCAAAAUUUUAUUUAGUUAUAGAGUAAUUUCUACAUACUAACAUAUUUCUGAAAUUGAGCUCUGUACCGCCAUUCUUUAUUAUAUUACGAAUAUGUGUGCCAAAUAUCUCGACAAAAUAUUCAAAAUUACAUACAGCGGCAAUCUUGGACCGCGUUUGUUGCUACCUGUUAAUCGCUACUGUAGCUUCUUAAAGAGACACUUAGCAUCAUCUAAAUAACUAAGUCUGAGUCAAAAUGCUUUACAAUGUGUCUACUUUUACUUGUUCUUAAAUCAGUUUCAAUUCUUAAAAUAUUUUUUAAUGAAAUUUUGAUUUUCUUAAUAUUCGAGGACUUAUGUAUAGAAAAAUACAUACUAUAAUGAAAAAUGUCCUCAAAAGCUAUAUUCUACCUCAUUUACUAAUGUUACUCAUUUAAACUAUAAUUCAACUCAAAAUACUUACAAUGUCUUUUAAUUACUGCAGUGAGUUCAAUAAGAUAUAAGUAUAAUAAUACGGUACACCGUACACCUAUACUUUGCAGAUUAGUAUUUAAACAUAGUUUUGUUGGUCUGUCUUUAUUGUUCACUCGAGGUUGACUUAAUUAGAUAGGUAGUAAUUUGUAGAGUGAAAAUAAAAACGUAAUUAAUCGCCAGUAAACUGGCCGCACAAAAUACUUAUAUUAGCGAAAAGACUGCUUUCUGUAGGCUUCAUUUUAAAUGUUGCUUUAAUUGUAUGUUUAUUGUUGAUUAGUCUACUUUAUAUCAAUGGUUUGCCAACUUGAUUUCAGUAAAUCCAAAAUAUCAGGUAAUAUGAUACGAAAACAACAACACAUAUUUAUAUCUAUCUAUUGCAAUGAAAUUAACACAAAACAAUGGAAACGUAAAACUCUGAAGUCGUUUUAUUGUCCAUAUUUGGCCAAAAAGUCUCAAUUUUGUACUUCAACUAUAUUAGAGUUAACAAAUGAAACAAACAAAGCAAAUGUAUGAAAAAUUAAAUUAAACAAAAUAUGCACAGGCAACUAAAAAAAUGUUUCAUCAUGUUUAAAAGAAUUCAAUUAUAAACCAAAAGGAAUAUACUUAAAACAGAUAAAAAAUUUUAAACAUUAAAUCAUUUAAAGAUUAAAAAACUAUGCGAACCGGUCAUCUAUACCAUUAUUUAUAAUAUAGUAAUAGUUGGUCAACGCAACGAGUAAAUUUGUUUUAUUCUAAUUGAGACAGUCACCAGAUGUCCCCACAAUUUCUGUCAUGAUCGCAACGUCAAAAUGCAUAGACACCAUGUUGGAUACGAUCCUAUUCAUAACACCCCAACUCGCAUACAUAUUAAGAAAAAUAGAUAUAUAUGGAAGAAUAUAAUUUAGAAAUUGAAUUAAUUAAAUUAUAUUCUCCCAUAUAUGUAUUUUUCUUAAUAUGUAUGCAAGUUGGUGUGUUAUGAAUAGGGUCGUAUCCAACUUGGUGUCUAUACAUUUUGGAUUUAUCGUAGUUACGACUGACAUUGCAACCCUGACAGAAAUGGUGGUGAUAUCUGGUGAAGGCCGCGUCCCACCAUCAAAUAAUUUGAUCAAACUGGUUUGAGCAAACUGAAAGUGACAGUUAGUGACGUCACAUCCUGAGUGUUCAUUGUGGAUAAUAAUGAAAAAUUUUAAUUUUAAAUAAAGUACAAACAAGUUAAACAACUCAAUACAAAAAAUUUGAUCAAACUAGACUGAUAGUGAGAGCACAGAUUUUUAGAAUUUCAAAAAAACUGCAAUUGUGACGUCACUUUGACGUACUUCCGGAGUUUGCUCAAACUGUUUGAUCAAAUUAUUUGAUGGUGAGACGCGGCCUUGACUGUCUCAGUUAGAAUUAAACAAAUUUACUCGUUACGUUGACCAACUAUUACUAUAUAAACAAAACUUAUUCCCAAACUUAAGACUGAAUUCAUAUAUAAGGUUCUUGAACCCCUAGGUGCAGCAUAGAGCUUCAGUGAAAACGCGCCAUAGAGUUCUAUUUUGCGUUAAGGUCUUCACCUCAUUCGAAGACUUUGGUUGAUGUUUUAUCUCUUCCAUGAUUGAUCUUCUCCAAAUGUGUGCUGGGUAACCUCUUUUUUUUCUUGGGGAUUCCACUCUAGGGCAGACUGGAACUAUUUUUUCGAAGUGUGACCGAUCCAACCCAACUUUCUUGACUUUAUUUUAUCUUCUACCUUCUUUCGAGUGGCCAGAUGUAGCAGACCUUCAUUUCUGAUGGUGUUAGGCCAGAAAUACGAAGACUGAAUUUACUCUACUUAAAUUAUCACAACAACUGACACACCCUAGAUAAUAAUCAUACCGUAUACCUACCUAAAACCCACAUAAAACUAACAAUUUUUGUCAUUCACCUGGUCAUGGACCCUGUAGUCCUUUGGUAAAACUCAUUAAAGUGUAUAUAGAAGAAGAAAAUUAUGUAAACGAAGGAUAUAGCAAAAUAAUUAAGUAAAGUUUAAUCAAACAAUAGGAAGCGUAUAGCAGAACAUUUCUAUGAAAUUUCUGUUUGACAUUCACAAAGUAAACGUCAGUUUGUGUUUGCAAUGCCUCCUAAGACGAGUGGUAAAGCUGCUAAAAAAGCAGGAAAAACCCAGAAGAACAUUUCAAAAGCCGAUAAAAAAAAAGAAGCAAAAGAGGAAGGAAAGCUAUUUUACAUUUUUAUAAAGUACUCAAACAAGUGCAUCCUGAUACCGGUAUUUCCAGUUAGGAUAUGAGUAUUAUGAAGAGUUUCCCGUUUAGCUCAUUAUAAUAAACGUUCAACAGUUACAAGCAGAGACAUUCAAACCACCGUACGCCAGUGGUUGAUCCAGUGGGGGGGGGCGAUAUGACAUUGUCAGGUCUAAAUUAGCACAUCUUCGUACAUAGAUGGAGCUAGUAGUACUGAAUACAAUAAAGAAAGCUAAACGGCGGAUUUAUAAAAAUUAUGAGAAAUAUGUUAGGGGCACCAUUUUACCCGACUUACCCUACAGUAUUUCAUAUUUAUUCGACGGUUGGAAGGUAAAAGGUUGUAACCCACAAAUCAACUGUUUUCAGGAAGUAGAAAAAACGUUCCAUUUAAGUAAUCUGAUGAGGAAUUAAAUUUAUAAAUUUUUGCAUUACUCUAUAGAUCAAUAAUUCAUCUCUAGAUUAAUGCAAAAAAUUAUUAGGUUAAUUCCUUAUCAGAUUACUUAAAAGGGAUGUUUUUUCUACUUCCUGAAAAAAAAAUUGAUUUUUGGGUUACAACCUUUUACCUUUCAACCGUAGAUAUUAUCUCGUGGAUAUGCGCGCAUUCCUUCCAGUUGCUUCUUCUGUCACUUUCUCCCUCUCUCUCCUACUCGCUCACUUGGGCCAAGCUGUCUCAACCCUCUCAACCACAGCUGUGUACAUAUAGGUAUAGCUCUCCGUGUUCAUUUUUUAAGUGGUUAGCUGUUAGCUUUAGUCCGACAUUAUGGUCUCUCCUUCAACGGAGAAACCAUAACCAUGGCAUCACCACCGAACUAAAUAUAAAAAUAAUAACUGUUAGAAAUUGUUUAUCAAAAUACUCCUGUCUAAAAGUGUAGAACUUAAAAACUUUUAUUGAACUUACUGUAUAAUAAUUUUCUAAAACACAAACACGGUCGUUAGAAUUAGUUUGAAGAUUUAUCUUGUAUAUUUUCUACAUUUCUUACAAAAACUAAUAGAUAAAGAGAAUGUUCUUAAACUAGGUUUGUUGACAUUCGAAUCAUUUUAAUUUCGUAUCGUUUCACUUAUAAAAUCGGAUUUUGUAGUUACAAAACUCCAACGUUCAAAAUGCUUCAAAUGUCGCAAUGUUUUCUUAAUAUUGUUCUGAAGCUAUUUCUUUGUGGCAUUUAUGUAAUUUACUACUCUAACUGGGAAAUAAGCCACAACUUAACUUGAAAAAUGAUUUUAUUGACGUUUCGGCUUCCACUUCGGAUGUCGUUAUCAAAAUACAAAAUAUACCUAUCGAAUUUAUAUAGAUAUGUGAAUUUAUACCAUAUCGCACUUUUCAGUUUCUUCAUAUCUAUUUGUUUGGAGUUCUUGCUAGUGGAAAAUCCGGAAAUGGUACCUAACAUAUACAUAUAUGUAUGUAUUAGGUACCAUUUCUGGAUUUUCCACCAGAUUGUCAGCCAAAUUUCCUAUACAAUAUGCCAAGCAAUCCAAAUAAAUAAAUAUGAAGGAACGGAAAAGUGCGAUGGUAGAUAACACAUACACCUAACCAAACUUAUUUGGAAUCAUUCGAUAUUUCCUAUUAAUUCAAGCGAAUUUAAAAAACCACCAUACGAAGUCAAAUAAUAUUGACAAAAAACAAAGUCUGGAAAUAAAAAAUUUAAACUAGAUAUUUAUUUUAAUGUCAAUAGCAUGAACAUUUUCAACGUAAAGCGAAUAAUUUUUAAAUUGUCUUUAUUUAUUUAUAUUUUUUAGUAGUCAGUGUUACCACCCCUGAACCUUAUGCAAGCUUCAGUUUACGUAAGAGCAUGCUUCUAAUCAAAUUGGCAAUAUUUUGUUGUGGUAGGUUGUUCCAUUCCUGCAGAGAAGUUUGUACUGGCCGUGCAGUAUUUUGUCGAUUAUCCCAGCGAGCUCUAAUUUUGCUUUUAAGCAUAUCCCAUCAAUUCUCUAUAGGGUUAAGGUCGGUUGAGCAAGCAGGUCACUGCAGAAUAGUGAUAUCUUCUCUCAGUCACUCUGCUGAUAUUUUUAGGCGGUAUAUGUAUAGGUACUAUAGGAUCAUAUUGCCUCCCCAGAACAUGACAUUUCCUACUUCAUAUCUGUGAACAGAUCUGGUAGUUUUCGUUCUUUCUGGUCUUCCUCGCCCCCCACGUACACGAAUUGGUUUGGUCAUCUCAUUUUACAAAAUUUCUGGGUUCGUCUGAAAAUAGCAAAUUUUGUUAAUUUCCAAUGUUCCAGUUUAAGUGUUAAAGACACCAGAAGACGUCCGAAAUGGAAGUCGAAACGUCAAUAAAAUCAUUUUUUUAAGUUAAAUUGUGGCUUAUUUCAGAGUUAGAAUAAUAAAUCGCAAUAUUUUCUUAAUGCUUCACCAUGUACUGCUAUUUUAUUACCACGUCACUGUUUUAAUGGUUUAUAAUGUUAUAUCAAUAUUAGUAUAAAAAGUUGUAAUUAAGAGUAGCAUGUAUUUUAACAGUUUUAGCUCGGGUUUUUACCUGCAAUUGAUUUCUUUCUAUUUUUUUAUAACGCGGGGGGUUAAGUCUUCAGAAAUUCUCUUAUUUUUAUAAAGCACGUACCCGACAAUCACUACAAACGUAACUAAACACACUAGAAAUAAAAUUGUAGUGUACUGAGAUGAGAUAGCAAGAUAAAUAGCACGAAAUAAAUUGGGAAUCCCCGAGAGCACUGACGUCGGGAUACGAGGAAUCCCCGUCGCUUGAACAAUUUGAGGUUUAUUUUUGUACCCCGCUUGCUUUUCAACAAAAUCAAAGAAAAAAAACUGUUUAUAACUUGUUGCAAUAUAGUUGCACGAUAGAAUAUAAAACCACGGGAAGGGGGUUCCCUCUACAAAGGGGUGAGUGCGGCCCAAAAUAUCAACUGUCAGCAACACUCCUAAAUUCACGCGCAACUUUGAUACAUCCAAAAUGCAUAGGUACAAUGUACAAAUUUGGAUACAACCCUAUCAUAUUUACAGCAACUCGCAUAUAUAUAGUAUUAAAGAAAAAUAAAUAUUUAGAAUAUUAUAGAAAUUGAAUUAAUGAUGUAUCAAAGUUGUGCGUGAAGUUAGGCGUGUUGAUGACGUAGUGAAUUGAAGAGUAUUGUGAAAUCUGUUUCCGGUUUGCCAGUGGCGUAGAGUUUUUACGGAAAUGGGUAGGUACAUAAAAAAACAACAUAAUAAAAUUUUGCUUUUUUCUUUUUUAAAGAAAAACGUUUGUGUUUGUGUUAAGAAGUUUGGUUACUAGUACAUACUAUGCAUAUAGAUCUCAAAUAAAUACCGAUAUGACUACUUUCGUCUCUCAUUUACAUCUUUAUUCUGUUCUCUAGGAAUCUGGAAAAAAACUAAAUUGUCACCACUCCCCUUUUCUAUAAUAUUGUUACUAUUGCUAUUUGUUGAAACUAUUUUUCGUAAACAUUAUAUUUAGAUACAAUUAUUGAGUACUAAACUUGAUAAUAAAAUAGCAGACAACGGUGAAGAGAAAGAAAAACUUUUAUUACUAUUUGCAAAAAGUGUAUGCUAUUUCUCAGAAAUGUAACGUCAACAAUUUUUAAACUUUUGAAAUAAUCCCACAAGCCAUUUUAUGAAUGAUAUACUUUUCGACUUACUAAUCAUAUUAAUAAUACAAUCGGGACACUUAGAUAUCCCUAAACGUUGAAUUUUAUUAUUUCAAUUUCCAAAAAAAAAUAUGUAAUCGUAUUUUAGCAAUAACCCAGCAUUUUAUAAAACAUUUGUAGUGGAGUGUCCUUAGAAUAAUAUGUAAAAUUUGUAAUUCUUGAAUGGCGAUAUCAGUGAAGGAAUCGUGAAAAGACUUCUUCAUUUUUCAGUUUUAACCGUAUAUUUUUAAUUUAUACAUUAUGUUAUUGAGCAUUACUGAAUUAAGUUUUAGAACUGUUAAUUUUUGUUCGAAGAUCUGCAAUUUUAAUUUAAUUUGGUACUGGUACUGUUACUGGUACUUUGAUAUAAAAUCUUUAAAUUUUCUGUUAAAUUACAAUCUGCUGAGUAUUAACUUUAUUCCUUAUCUCAUCUCUUUUGUUUCAUUUUGUUCUAUUAAUACUAGUACGUCUUACUUUUUUACUCUAUAGUGUUUUAUCGCAUCCACAAGCAUUAAAAUAAACGUUUUAUUUUAUGCUGCAAAUUAGUUGCAUUUUUUUAUUGUUCAGUCUUGGUUUUUGUUAAACUAUUUGCAGUUCCACUUUUGAUAAUCAUAAUUAAGCCAAUUUUCAGAUAAAUUGUUAUGAGAAGAUUGACAAUAUUGUUCUUCUUCUUCUUCUUCUUCUUCUUCGGGUUUUCCCAUUAUGAGUUUGAAGUUUUCCUCUUCCACAGCACUCUCUUCUUUCAGUCACCUUCUCUGCGGUGUCUAUCUAUCAUAGUGUGACAUAAUUAUGUCACAAAAAACCUACUAUUUAUACAACAUUCAAUGUUCUAGAAAUAAAUAACAUCUCGAAUAGUAUUUACAAGAAACAAGAAAGAAUUUACUCCAAAAGUCGAGAAGGAAUAGACCAUCAUAAAUCAUAAAAAAGGUUACUUGGUAAACAUCUUAGGCCGGGAGCUGAAAACAGUCUGUGACAUAAUUAUGUCACAAUAGCAUUUUCUAUGUAUGUUUUCCAUCUCAUAGCAGGUCUUCCUCUCCGUCUUCUUCCCGGCGGGUCGCAGUCUAAUAUUCUUUUCGGCCACCUGUGCUCUGGCAUUCUUUGUGCAUGCCCGUACCUCUGCAGGGCCCUGUUUUCGAACUUUUUUUUUAAUUUAGCAUUCUACUUCCAUUCUUUUCCAUAUUUACUUUGUUCUUGUUCUAUCCUCUCUGGUGAGUUGUAGACAUCCUCGCAUAAAGUCCAAUUCAACUGUUUUUAUUUUAUUUCGGAUUGUUGUUGUCAUUGGCCAUACUUCUGCUCCAUAUAAUAUUCCGGGUACUAUUCAGCAAUAUGCUCUGAAAGAUCCUUUUUGUUGUUUUCUUUGGUUAAAGUGUUGUUCCAUAUCACACCAAGGAAUGCUUUUGUGCUAAGGGCAUGGAGUGGUUUUGUGGUUCCGAUAAAGCAUGCCUUUCGAAUACCCUGCUAGCUUUUGUAUGCUUCGUUUUGAGCGUCAACUUACUUCCAGCCUGAUUCGAUUCGAGUACACUGCCAGGCGGACAGUUUAACUUAGGCGGUACAUCUGUCAAAUAAUAGAGCAUGUGUCCUAAGGUCAGCUCAGCGAAGACAGAAACCUCGCGUAGAGCAAAAAAAAAAAGGCAAAAGCUGGCAUGAUCCUGGCAUUCAGUAUUUAUGCAUGCAUAUGGACUUCGAAAUCACGGCCUAUCGAUCUAUUUUGGCUUAAAGCGUUUUCAGCAAGAGGUGUCAAAAAAGUUACCACAGGGAUAACUGACUAACAUCUGCCAAAGAAUAAUGCAGGUGUCCUAAGGCCAGCUCAGCGAAGACAGAAACCUGGCAUAGAGCAAAAGGGCAAAAGUUGGCUUGAUCCUGAUGUUCAGUAUUUUUGCAUGCAUAGGGACUUCGAAAUCACGGCUUAUCGAUAUCUUUUGGCUUAAAACGUUUUCAGCAAGAAGUGUCAGAAAAAUUACCACAGGUGUCAGAAACCUCGCAUAGAGCAAAAGCUGGAUUGAUCCUGAUGUUCAGUAUGCAUAGGGACUGCGAAAGCACCGCCUAUCGAUCCUUUUGGAUUGAAGAGUUUUCAGCAAGAGAUGCCAGAAAGUCACCACUGGGAUAGCUGAUAACUAACAUAUUAAAAAAUAACGCAGAAGUCCUAAGGCCAGCUCAGCGAGGUCAGAAACCUCACAUAGAGCAAAAGAGCAAAAGCUGGCUUGAUGCUGAUGUUCAGUAUUCAUGGGUACUGCGAAAGCAUGGCCUAUCAAUCCUUUUAAAUUGAAGAGUUUUCAGCAAGAGGUGUCAGAAAAGUUGUCACAGGGAUAACUGGCUUGUGACGGCCAAGCGUUCAUGACGACUUCCCUUUUUGGUCCUUCGAUGCCGGAUCUUCCUAUCAGUGCGAAGUAAAAUUCACCAAGCGUUGGAUUUUUCACCCGUAGACAGGAAACGUGAGCUGGGUUUAGACCAACAUGAGACAGGAGUUGUAGAAGUUCUACUUUAUACCCUGUAUUUGCGAUUUCUGCAUCUCCUUAUCUCUUUGGAUAUUGUUUUUUUUUUGUCAUCUUCCCGUGAAUAUGAAUUUCCCUAGUACUGAUCGAAUAUUUGGUCGUUUCUAAUGCUUUUAAUAAAAUUUAUUACUUCUGUCUUCAAUUUUACUUAUUUACCAUUUUUUGUUUAUUCAAACUUGCCUGGUUAUACUUAUAUAACUUUUAUUUGCUAGUACAUAGUCUCUUUUGAUCAUUUUUUUUUUAUUUUAACUAGAAAGUAUCCUCAGUAUUAUUACAAAACUUUAAUUACACGUUCAUUUACAUACAAAACUUGCUGAUUCCCUGAUAUUGCUGUUCGGGUAUAGAUCUUGAGGCACUCUACUAUUGGAUUUGUUAGUGUUUAACAUAAGUGUAGUUUUAAGUGUUGAUAUUUAAAUUUUUUAAUUGUUAAAAAUAUUUUGGAGGUCGGGUUAAUUAUUUAAAUAGUUUUAUAAAUUUUAAGAUAUUUGCAUUACAGUCCGAACUGUAUAGUAUGUAGUAUAUUGAUGAGACUGCUCUAUCGGUGAUAAAUCGGCUAUGAACAAGGUCAUUACGAUUUUGGUUAAUGGUUUUUGAAACCAAUUUUUCAGAUGAUUAUUGAAUAUGAUGGAAAUAACUUGUUACUAUGUUCAGAAAUUUACUAUUAAAAUGUGAUUUGUGUCACUAAAA